UAUUCGGUAAAUACAAAGUAUUUGAAUUUACAAAUAACAUAAUAUGUAUAUGCAACCAGUAAUGCUAUAGAUGGAUUUAUUUUCCUUCAUUUCCAAUCCCAGACCGUGGGUUGCUAUAGUAACAUUUUUACAAACAUUGUUUGUGUUCAUCCCAGUUUUUGAAAGACGCGAAAGAAAUAAAUAUGUCCUACAGAGACGUUAGAAUUUUUAGAUUUUAUUGAAAUGCUUAGAGCAUUGGGAUAUCCAACUUUAGUUUCGAUGGAAAGUUUUCGUUUACCUAAUUUCCCUUUAGUAGCCAAAUUACUGGUCUGGUUGACUAAAAGAUUUGAUCCUGACGUUGACAUUCCCUUGGAGAUUAAUACUGAAGACGAAAGAGUUAAGUUGAUACGAAACUGUGCACAGUUUAUGGCCCUAAAAGCUGGUAUAAAAUUAAAUACCAAAAGACUUUAUCAAGCAGACGGAUAUGCCGUUAAAGAAUUGUUAAAAAUUACUACAAUAUUAUAUGAUGCAUUGGCCAUAAAUUUGGAAGAGAAUGAAGAUGACAAGUUUAAUGAGGACAACUUUAGUUUUAGAGAUUUUGAUAUAUCAGAUAAGGUAAACGAUUUAAAACUAUCUAGACAACUUGCUAGUGAAAUUACCACAUCGGGAGCUACCCUUUUUGAUCUACUAGGCAAAGAAGUCGAUUUAAGGUCGGCUCGUCUAAAAAGUAUUGGUAGACAAUUUGAGCUUUCCGAAGUAGAAGCUGGCGUUAAAAAAGCUAUAGAAGCUAUAAAUGAAGAAAUCGCUGAAACAAAACGGCUCAUUGAUAAUGUUGCAGCUACAGAAACUAGUUUAGAUUCGAAAAUUGAACGCAGGAAACUAGAGCUGGAUAGAUACGAAAAAAGAUUACAAACGUUAAAGAAAGUGCGGCCGGCUUUCUUAGAGGAAUUUACAAGUUUAGAACAAGAGUUAGAGCAGCUUUUCGUACAGUACUCUGUAAGAUUACGUUGCCUUAAUCAACUUGAGAAACAGUUUUCUGAAAUGGAACGUGUCCAGUUGGAAAAACAACUCCAAACCACUUCGCCUCGGGUGCAGACUAUUCCUUUGGAUAAAUUCGACGUCAAUGACGAUUUUCUGGAUAUCGACGAAGCUCCAGGUCAACGUCCCGGUGCUAUUAACCGACAGGAAAGACCAAGAGCCGGAACGGGUGGUAGAAAAUCCCGAGGAAAGACUUUUGGAUCUAUGCAGCCUCCUCUAUCUGGUUCUCAAUCAUCUCUCGAUCUCAGUUCUGACCCGGAAACGGACGAUCUAUUUUUAGAUAAAGAGGAACCGGAAUUGAUGCAUUCUGAAGACGAAUCACUGGCAUUAGAACUGUCUGGAAUGGAUCGGAUUGUAGCCUCUGGCAGGAAAACGAAUAAUAAAGUCCAGGAGCUUAAUAGUGAUGAUGAUUUUUAGAAGGAUUUUAAAAAUAGUUUGCUAAAGACAGUAAUAUCGAUUGUUCUCGUAGUUUAUUACUAAUAAAA
Sitophilus oryzae (rice weevil) is the source of this 1502-nucleotide messenger RNA. RefSeq names its product clusterin-associated protein 1 homolog (gene Cluap1). Bases 223 to 1434 code for a protein of 403 amino acids. The transcript is spliced from 6 exons. The record is from RefSeq and is a predicted model, not a curated record. Lineage: Eukaryota; Metazoa; Arthropoda; Insecta; Coleoptera; Curculionidae. Gene Ontology annotation, cellular component: cilium; intraciliary transport particle B; centrosome. Gene Ontology annotation, biological process: cilium assembly.